GCAACCAACAAGAUAAGUCGGGAAACUGUCAAACCAGUAACGCUCCAAAAAUACGUGCUACUAGUUAGCUGCUUAGGCUAUGCUAACUGCACUAGCGACUGGGUCUUGCCAACUAGGUUAGCUACCAGGGGGGCAUUCAUAGUUAGCGCACCUAGCUUAGCUAAUGUUAUGCUGUUCUGUUAUGCGUGGCAGACAACAAGCUGUUCUCCGAAACUCGAAAAACAUGAUUAUCGUGCCAUCACGCAAAUAUGUGUAUAUAUCUGAUGUUAUAUUCAGCAUAUAUAACACGUCAAUUAACACGUUUUACUCCUGAGAAUCAAACUCUGCUCAUUUUUGCAGCUAGAUGGCUGGAAGUUUAUGCUGUCACUUCCGGAUAAAUCGUUCUCUUAUUGGUUUGUCUGUAGUUGUCAUUUCUGAAUUUAGUUUCUCAUUGGUCACUCAGGGUUUCUUCAGAAUCAUAUUCAAAGGUCUGUUGAAAACGAUGUCACCAUGAACUUGCAAAUUAAGCUUUCGUGACGCGAAGUCGUUCUAUACUUCUUGGCAUUUUGUCGAAAUUGAGGCGUUGAAUGUCAGCUCAAUAUUAAUAUCACAGAGAUUUUUUCUGGUUAAUGUUAACGAAUGUAUCGCUAAUGAUUUAGCUAGCUGGCUAGCUUCAUUCUCUGCUGUCAGAACCCGGUAGAUUUAAUUCGCAUCAGAAUCAGUUUUUUUUUGUUUAUGAAAUAUGUGGGUUUUUGGAUAUGGUUCUCUAAUUUGGAAGGUUGACUUUCCAUACGAGGAGAAACGAGUCGGUUUCAUCAAAGGAUUCAGCCGUAGGUUUUGGCAAGGGAGCACUGAUCACCGAGGGGUGCCCGGAAAGCCUGGACGAGUAGUGACAUUAACUGAGGAUCCUGAGGGCUGCGUUUGGGGUGUUGCUUACAAACUGCCUUCCGGGAAAGAGCAGGAGGUCAAAGAAUAUCUGGACCAUAGGGAGAAAGGUGGAUACGGAGUGAUGACUGUGACAUUUUACCCUAAAGAAGAGCAAGAGCCAAUGACAGACACAUUGCUCUACAUCGGAUGCUGCGACAAUCCAAACUACUUGGGUCCAGCCCCUCUGGAGAUGAUCGCUCAACAGAUACUGAAGUCCGUCGGCCCAAGCGGUAGGAAUACAGAGUACCUCUUUCAAUUGGCGGACGCGCUCCGACUGCUGGUACCCGAGGAGUCGGACGAACACUUGUUUUCUUUAGAGCGCUUGGUCAAAGAGCUGCUUCAAAAUGCCAACGAGUGAUAGAUAUAGAACCCGUCAGACAAAACUGACCUCUCAGCUGCUCAGGGUUUUAGGAAAAUGCGCAAAAUAUGCUGACCAGUAACGUCCUGAGAAGGCUUGCCUUCUCAUAACACAAUGCUAAUUGUACGACUGAUUGUUUGUCCACUUCAUUGGUUAUGCACCUUUAUUAAUCUGAAAUCACCUUGGAAUAUGGUGAAAGAAUUGUAUCACCUUAACCAUAAGACUCCACAACUGUUAUGUUUUGAUCACCAUUACGUUUUACCUCAGUAUUUAUUAAAAUAAUCUUUUAGUACACCUAUGAUCCGAUCCGUCAUAAUCCACUGUCCAGGUGACGGGCAGUUGCAGAUAGAGAACGAUGUACGUUACAGUGGGUGGACAGAGACUGAUGCUACUCAGGAUAUUUUACAAUUUUAAUUCACUGUAUGAAUGAAACCUGUUGAUUGUAUUGGAGCAUGAAGUGCCCAUUCAAGCCAUCUUUAUGUCAUGUCUUCGGUUCCUCUAAUCCAUUUUCUACACGGAAAACGUUUUACAUUGUGACACGUCAUACGCUUAAGUCUGUCCUACUGUGGUAUCCAAUAAAGGCAGUGAUGUAAUGGCA
Messenger RNA from Chanos chanos (milkfish), 1862 nucleotides. RefSeq names its product ChaC, cation transport regulator homolog 2 (E. coli) (gene chac2). The transcript has 3 exons. Lineage: Eukaryota; Metazoa; Chordata; Actinopteri; Gonorynchiformes; Chanidae. Gene Ontology annotation, cellular component: cytoplasm. Gene Ontology annotation, molecular function: glutathione specific gamma-glutamylcyclotransferase activity. The coding region runs from base 722 to 1264 and encodes 180 amino acids. Gene Ontology annotation, biological process: glutathione catabolic process. The record is from RefSeq and is a predicted model, not a curated record.